AUGUGGUCGGGAAUGGAAAUCCUCUCCCCGGCGGCCGCGUGCCUUCCCACCUCUUCUCUCUUCACCGCCCGCAACCGUGGCGCCGUCCAAUGGACCCACGAGGAGAACAAACAGUUCGAGAACGCGCUGGCGGUGUUCGACGAGAGAACGCCGGACCGGUGGCAGAAGGUGGCCAGCAUGAUCCCGGGGAAGACCGCCGACGACGUGAGGCGCCAUUACCAGGUGCUGGAGAACGACGUCAGCCAUAUUGAAGCAGGGCUCUUCCCGCCGCCGGGAUACGGCUCGCCGCAGUUCACCAUGGAGGGCCUGAAGCAACCCUUCGUACUCGCCGGCGGCAAGCGGACCGGUGGAAGGCCCGUUGACCAGGAGAGGAAGAAGGGGGUCCCCUGGACGGAGGAGGAACACAAGUGAGAUGGAUCACCCAAUUGGCGAUCUUUCCUCGACUAAUUGACCUGGGAUUUGAUUCCGAUGUGGUUGAAAUGCAGGAAGUUCUUGAUGGGCUUGAAGAAGUAUGGGAAGGGGGACUGGAGGAACAUAUCCAGGAACUUCGUGACGACAAGGACGCCGACCCAGGUGGCCAGCCACGCCCAGAAGUACUUCAUCAGGCUCAGCUCCGGCGGCAAGGACAAGAGGAGGUCCAGCAUACACGACAUCACCACCGUCAACAUGUCGGAAACGGCGGCGGCGCCGCUGCCGCCGCAGACCUCGGUGUCGGCGGUGGUCAGUGAGGCAGCCGGGAUCUACAAUCCGCCGGCGGCGCCGCCGAAUCCCUUCGGCGGCGGUCGGCCCUCCUACGACAUCUCCACCUACGGAGUGAAAUUCGAAGCUCAGAGUUCUCUUCCAGAGAUCUCCGGCCCCUGGGAAGAACAAGCCCUCCCCUUCCAGAUGCAAUAA
Molecule: messenger RNA, 894 nt
Organism: Spirodela intermedia
Lineage: Eukaryota; Viridiplantae; Streptophyta; Magnoliopsida; Alismatales; Araceae
Source: the annotation of a GenBank genome assembly